AUGCGCCGUGGAGACCAGCGACAACCACAGCCCGAGCCGCCACCUCCGCCCGUCCGUACGGUCAAGUUCUCCCUCUACGAUGACGUCAUCGAGUACAGCAGCGGCGCCCCGCGGUCGGACGGGGUACUGGAGGUGAAGAAGAAGCCCACCAAGCGGCACACGCAUGCUUUCGGAACGGUUUACAGCUUCGACACGCACUCGGUAAUAGCGAGAAAUACGAUGGAUAGAAUUGCAACUAUGCAGAUGGAGAAUACUAAACCCCUCAACUUUUGGAACAACUUGUGCUAUGGUCUCUGUUUUGUCGGACCGUCCAUUGCAUCAAGCGCCCUCGGCCUUUUCUACUCAGUAUUCAUUCUCGAAGUGGCGCAGAUCACGCCUGCCCAGAACUCUAUAUUGACGACCGCUGGCCAAGUGGUGUCCUCGAUAUGUGACCUCUUUGUCGGCUUUCUGGUGGAUGCAACCGACACAAGAUGGGGCAAGCUAAAACCAUGGCUUCUUGUCACCACGCUUCCGGCUGCAGCCUGUUGCUUUUUCCAGUGGUUUUCUCCUGGCUUCGUCACUCCUACAGCAAAGCUGAUAUGGUAUAUUGUCUUCUCCGGUGGAUUCCGAAUCUUCCUCUCGGGAUUUGGUAAUGCAAAUACCUCCCUUGUCAUGUAUGCGACCAAGCAACCGAAAGAAAGAGACACCCUGAAUACAUAUGCGAACGCCUUUGGACUUGCUUCUCUUCUGCUGUCAACGCUGAUCCAACAAGGUACGUUUGCGCUGUUCCAUGCUGACAUUGGAUACCAUCCGGCUGGCAACGGAACACACAACGGAACACACAACGGAACGCACCAUGGUCCGUCUUUGGAUACUGAGAAAACAGCAUACAUGGUGGCGGGAGCUGUUGGUGCAGUCAUCUUUGUGCUAAGCGGACUGUCGGCGAUUUUUGGUGUUCCAGAGAGGAGGGAUAUGAAGAGGCCUCACCGAUCGUCAUGUUUCCCCGUUAGUGACAUCAAAGAGAUGGUCCGCCAUCGUCCUUUCCUAACCAUGGCUGUAAUCAAUGUGUUGUUGGUUCUGGGCCUUGGUGCCAAGCAGACCUAUGGUACAUUGACGCUGCAGUAUACCUUCGACUUAGGUGACCAGGUGUUCUACAUUCUCAUCGUAUAUACGGUAUCUUCAAUUGUGUCAACAUUCAUAUGGAAUAUAGCUAUGCGUCGAAUCGGCCGGAAGAAAGUACUAUGCCUGGGGAUUUUUGUCUUCCUACUGCCGCACAACGCUGCUCUCCUGUUAGCCACCGACGACAUGCUCGGGACCGCACUAGUUCCGUUCAUGUAUGCUGUGAGUGCCUGGGGUGGGAUAGGAGAUGGCACUCUUGGUCUUAUAUCAAGCGUUAUGCAGACAGAUGUCAUCGACGAUUUUGAGCUCAAGACAGGGAAAAAGAUGGCGUCUGUCUUUUACUCCCUUUGGAACAGUUUGGGCCAUGUCGUAAGCAUCAUCAGCGGUAUUGUCUUCAACUGGAUCUUACAAUCCGUCAAUUAUAACGCGGAUAACGAGGUCCAGCCAAUCAUCGUCAAGCAGGCAUUCCGGUACCUUGCGGCUGGCACGCCCCCUGCUGCUUACGUCAUAGUCUUGCUGUUCGUCUGGCUGUAUCCAAUCACAGAGGAGUCUCGCAUGAGAACCAAGAUGGCGCUGGACGCAAGGAGAGCAGCAACUGAAGAGGAAGAGAAAGCACUUCACAACGCCAAUGACGACGUCUCCGUUCAAUAA
Molecule: messenger RNA, 1749 nt
Organism: Branchiostoma floridae (Florida lancelet)
Lineage: Eukaryota; Metazoa; Chordata; Leptocardii; Amphioxiformes; Branchiostomatidae
Product: sodium-dependent lysophosphatidylcholine symporter 1-A-like
Exons: 14
Coding region: 1-1749 (582 amino acids)
Biological process (GO): carbohydrate transport
Cellular component (GO): membrane
Molecular function (GO): symporter activity
Source: RefSeq, a predicted model, not a curated record